Nicotiana attenuata is the source of this 2431-nucleotide messenger RNA. Its product is annotated as scopoletin glucosyltransferase-like. Gene Ontology annotation, molecular function: UDP-glycosyltransferase activity. The transcript has a single exon. The coding region runs from base 624 to 2102 and encodes 492 amino acids. NCBI's taxonomy places the organism in Eukaryota, Viridiplantae, Streptophyta, Magnoliopsida, Solanales, Solanaceae. The record is from RefSeq and is a predicted model, not a curated record.
CACAAACUGUUUCUCGUCAAAAUUACUUUUUUUGAAAAGCACUUCUCAAAAUAUGAAUCAGAAGCUUGGCCAAACCUAUAGCCACCUGCAAUAUUAGUGCUACUGCCAAUGAAACUAGGAUGUUUGUUGUCGGCUAUGUUACUCGAAUCCUUCAAAAAUAUCGCCACACUUGUGUUGGAUCUUCCAAAAAUACACAUAAUUUUUGGAGGAUCCGAUAUGCAAACAAGACAGUACUUCGGGCGGCAGAAUCCCCUAUUGCUGCUGCUGGCGAUUAUUGCAGUCCAGUGACCGUACAAUAGGCCAAAUGGAGUUUUAAUAUUCUUUUUUAAGGUUAGAAAGCGAGUAAAUAGUACUCCUAUGUGAUUGAAGGGUGUCCAUACAAGUCAAAACCGUCUAAAAAUGGGCACUUUUGAGUAUAUAGCUUUCCCUUUGGAUUCUCUCUUAGUUAAAGCAGGCCAAAGUCUUCUUGUUACCACAUAUUCUCCAGUCAAACGAUCAACAACAACUCGGCGGUGACUUCAAUGAAACUUAAUCAACAUUUUUUAAGCCCAAUAAGCUAUAUGAGUGUAGGUAUACCAUUCCUCCAUUUUCAAAGCCCUCUAACCAGUGACUACUAGUCAGUCAUGACGCAAGAAAAUGGUAAACUCCAUGUAGUUUUCAUUCCAUACUUGACACCAAGUCAUAUGAUCCCCUUAGUUGAUACAGCCAGACUCUUUGCUAGCCAUGGUAUAAAAGUUAGUAUUAUCACCACCCCCUAUAACGCCCUCCUUUUCCAGUCCUCCACCGAUCAUGCCAUCGAUUCUGGCCACCAAAUAUACGUUCACAAACUCGAAUUCCCAUCAGCUGAAGUUGGCAUUCCCGAAGGGAUUGAGAACUUCAGUGCAGCCACAACCACAGAAAUGGCUACAGGUGUAUUUAUGGGUGUUGCUUUGCUGCAAAAACCCAUGGAAGAUCUUAUCUUUGAGCUUCGUCCCCAUAGCAUCAUUUCAGACUUGUUCUUUCCAUGGACUGUGGAUGUAGCUGAGCAACUGAAGAUACCUAGACUAAUGUUUUACCCGACAAACGUUAUGUUCCAGUGUGUGGAACAUUGUUUGAAGCUGUAUACCCCUCAUGAGAAGGUAAGUUCAGAUUCGGAAAGUUUCUUGGUUCCGGGUUUGCCUGAUAAGAUUGAAAUGAAAAGAUCUCAACUACCAGACGAUGUGAAAACCAAACCUGAAGGACCAUACUGGGAUUUGAUGAAGAGAAUUAAAGAAUCAGAACCUCGGAGCUAUGCCAUGAUUUAUGACACUAUCUAUGAUCUAGAGCCUAGUUAUGCUGAGCUUUAUCAGAAAAUCAAAGGUAAAAAACCAUGGCUUAUUGGACCUUUGUUUCAUUUUUCAAAGAGAGAAGAGGCAAUUAGCAAAUCAAGAAACACUGCAGUUCAAGAGCGACACAGCAGCCUAAGUUGGCUUGAUUCUCAAAAACAAAACUCUGUUGUGUACAUUUGUUUUGGAAGUAUGGGAAGGUUUUCUGAUGCUCAGCUCACUGAAAUUGCCUUGGCUCUUGAGGCCUCGGAUUUGUCAUUUCUUUGGGUGGUGAGAAAGGGAGACAAAACCCAGGAAAAUGAGCAAGAAAGCUGGCUGCCAAUUGGCUUUGAACAAAAGAUGCUUACAAACAACAAAGGUUUGAUUGCCAGAGGUUGGGUGCCACAGCUGAAGAUUUUGAACCAUCCAGCGACUGGAGCGUUCAUGACUCACUGUGGCUGGAAUUCCACCUUGGAAUCUCUCACAGCCGGAGUGCCAAUGCUUACAUGGCCCUUGUUCGCAGAGCAAUUCUACAAUGAGAAGCUGGUAGAGCUUCUUGGAUGUGGGAUUGGGGUUGGGGCAGAGGUCUGGCACAUUUCCUUUGACAUCAAGGAUAAAAUUGUCAAGAAGGAGAAGAUAGAGGAGAGCAUGAAAAUGUUAAUGAGCACCUCCAUGGAAAGUGAAAAGAUCAGAAGUAGAGGAAAAGACAUCGAAGCAAUGGUUAAGAGGGCUGUAGAAGAAGGUGGCUCAUCUUAUAAUCAUCUAACAGCAGUAAUACAGGAGCUCAAGUGUCAUGCUUUUGGCACAUUGGGAAAGUAAUCCAAAAUUUAAUGUCCUGACCUCCUAAAUUUUCCCAAAAUAUGCAUCAAGGAUGCUGACCUCAGCUUGUAUCACAAGACAGAAUAAAAGGAAAACAGAAUAGCAUGUUACGUUUCAAGCAAUAUUUUAUAGAUGACAAAAUCUCAAGUGUUACGCAAUACUUCCCCAUGUCUCAAAUAUAGCUAUUAACAAAAGUGAGCUGCAUCUAACCUUCCAAGAUCACUAUUUUUUCCAUUUUUGUGACAGCAGGGUAUGUGAUAAGACAUGAAGAAAAGUCAGUUACCUGAGAGAGAAGUUUAUCAUCCUUUGGCCUUUGACCCUUCUUCUAU